Molecule: messenger RNA, 315 nt
Organism: Pseudogymnoascus destructans
Lineage: Eukaryota; Fungi; Ascomycota; Leotiomycetes; Thelebolales; Thelebolaceae
Exons: 1
Coding region: 1-315 (104 amino acids)
Source: RefSeq, a predicted model, not a curated record
AUGGAGACCUUGAACAGCCAAGAGCAGCUGUCCGAGCGAGCCAUCGAGGCUGCUCUCCUGGCGACGGACUUCCCGAAUGGGGUUAUGGUGGCGAGGGCUUCUGGAUACGGGAGUUUUUACGACCAGAGGGAGUACGAGGAUGGCAUGGCGAUGGAGAUCGACCAAGACGCUAAUAUAAUUCUUUGCCAUGUUCAUACAGGAGUAGCAUCACAGCACUGGGUUGGGGUGGUCGUGUACUUUGGUCACGAUGAUGAUGGGGACGAUACUAUUAGUCUGCAGUUAUUCGAUUUCUCUCGGCGGCAAGGCGACGUAUGA